Molecule: messenger RNA, 2735 nt
Organism: Pantherophis guttatus
Lineage: Eukaryota; Metazoa; Chordata; Lepidosauria; Squamata; Colubridae
Gene: NAGA
Product: alpha-N-acetylgalactosaminidase
Biological process (GO): oligosaccharide metabolic process; glycoside catabolic process
Cellular component (GO): cytoplasm
Molecular function (GO): alpha-galactosidase activity
Source: RefSeq, a predicted model, not a curated record
AGUUUGCAAAAAAAAUUCUAUUGCCUUCCUUCACGAUUUUUUAACUUUCAGGUUAGCCCACCUUAAUGGUUUCCCAUUCAGAUAUAACCAGGUCCAGCUGGGCCAGGUGCUGCAAUUCUGUUUCAUCCCAAACAAGAACAUUGCGUGUAAUGCAUCAUUGCCAAGUUGGAAGUGGAACCAGGCGUUAUGCCUGAUUCUGCAUCUGCACAUCCCAGAAAGGUUUAAAUUAUUCAUAUGAAGCUACUUAACACUGAGUACAUAAGAUUUAUCUUAGUGAAAACUAUAAUCACAUGAUUGAAAGUAGGUCUCCACAGACCUCUGGCUGUGCUGUCUGAGAUUCUUUCAUAGCAGAUGUCAGAGAGUGAACUUGGGAAUUGCUAUAUGCUAAUUAUCCUACCACAAGCCAACUUUCCUAACUUGAUGCCUUUCAAAGUGCCAGGCUGUGUCAUUUCAUGAACUCCACAGAGAUGUACAGCACUUAAUUUAGUGAACCUGAGGAUUCAGCAUCUUCUUUAUAAAAGUGUAGUGUAAUAGAUGCUAGUUAGGAAUGCUGUGUCUGUAAUUUUGCUUCCAUCAUUGUGUGUGCUUCAGGAUCCUGCUCUAACAGCAGCAUGAGUCCCAGAAUGCAACACUGGGAACUUGUGUGUGUGUUGUGGUGCGAAACAGGGAAGGUGGUCACCCCUCAAAUCCAUGGUCAUGAAAUGCGUUGCCUUCCUCCUUCUACUCCAUGCCUUUUCCCUGGCUUUGGAAAAUGGACUUAUGAGAACACCCCCAAUGGGGUGGCUUGCUUGGGAGCGCUUUCGUUGUAAUAUUGAUUGCAAGGCAGAUCCUCAUAAUUGUAUCAGUGAGACUCUCUUCAUGGAAAUGGCCGACCGUCUGGCAAUGGAUGGUUGGAGGGAGCUGGGCUAUGAGUACGUGAAUAUUGAUGAUUGCUGGAUGGCAAAGAAGCGGAAUAUGAUGGGACAUCUGAUUCCGGAUCCUGAGAGGUUUCCCAGAGGGAUCAAAGCCCUGGCAGAUUAUGUUCAUUCACGGGGUCUGAAACUUGGCAUUUAUGGUGACCUAGGCACCCAUACUUGUGCAGGUUACCCGGGUACUACAUUAAAUUGUACUGAACAAGAUGCUUUAACGUUUGCACAAUGGGGAGUGGACAUGCUGAAACUAGAUGGUUGCUACUCAUCAUCAGAUGAACAGGCCCAAGGUUAUCCUAGAAUGUCUAAGGCCCUGAAUGCAACAGGUCAUCCCAUUGCCUAUUCCUGCAGCUGGCCAGCCUAUCAAGGGGGACUUCCACCUGCAGUUAACUAUACGCUUUUAGCAAAUAUAUGCAACCUCUGGAGAAACUAUGAUGACAUACAAGACUCUUGGGAAAGUGUGCUCUCUAUUGUGGAAUGGUUCUCAACAAAUCAGGAUGUACUUCAGCCAGCAGCUGGCCCUGGCCAUUGGAAUGACCCUGACAUGCUAAUCAUUGGAAACUUUGGUCUGAGCCUUGAAGAGUCCAAGUCCCAGAUGGCUUUAUGGACAAUUAUGGCUGCUCCUCUUUUCAUGUCCACAGACCUCCGUGUUAUUUCUGAAAGUGCCAAAGAAAUUCUACAAAACAAAUUGAUGAUUACAAUUAACCAAGAUCCCCUGGGAAUUCAAGGGCGUAGAAUCCUUCAGGAGAAAUCUCAAAUUGAAGUAUUUCUGCGGCCCCUUUCCCACUCAGCCAAUGCUCUGGUUUUCUUUAGUCAGAGGACAGACAUGCCAUAUCGCUACACAACUUCCCUUGCACAGCUCAAUUUUACAACGAACACUGUCUAUGAAGCACAGGAUGUGUACACCGGUGAAAUAAUCAGUGACCUGAAGAUUGCUACCAACUUCACAGUGGUGAUUAAUCCCUCUGGAGUAGUCAUGUGGUAUCUGUACCCAACAAUGAAGUUGGAGCAGCCUUUCAAGUUCAUAAAGCAGCAGGAGAAAGCAAAGAAAUUCAGUCCCUUUAAUCUGUGACAGCCAGUAGUUGAAUAAUUUAUUGGAAAGCUGCUAAGGAUUAACCAUUCCCUAUUGGUACGCUUGUGGUACCUCAACAGAGGGGGGAAAAUGGUUUGUGUAGGAUGGCAGUUUUACACAAUAUAUAAAUUGAGAUCUACCUCUUCACACAAUGGAGAUGCUAUCAGUUCACUAGUAUGCAAUCCAACACUUCUAAGUAGACAUAAAUAAGAAUAUACAUGUGUUUUUAUUUAUGUAGAUUAGACAGCUAAUGAUUGUCACAUGCAUUGAGAUAAUCAACCAGAAGCCGGUUGCCCAUAUAUAAGCAUAAGAAAAAACCCCAUCAUAAUUUGUAUAAGGAAAUUCCUAUAGGUCACUGAAAGAUAAAUUUCCUGGAUUCCAAAAUUGAACUGGAAUUGUCCUUUAAUGCACAGAAUUUCAAACUAUUGCACUAUAGGUGUUUGCUUGUAAUGCUAUCAAUGAUGUCAGUAGCUGAAAUAAUUGCUAACUUAAUAAUUGCUAAUAAUAAAAUAACUAUUUUUUCAAUAGUUGAAAAAAGUUCUUUUUGUUACCAUGCUAGCAUUUCUUCUAUAGUAGCUUCUCUGGCUCGCUUGCUUAAUUUUCCAGGAUUUUUGUAAUUUUUAUUCUUUUGUUAUAAACAACUCUUCAGGGACUGUUUUUUUUCACUGUAUGUUCAGAUGUUUAUAUUUUAAAAUCAGGUUUUGAAUAAAGAUUGUUUCAGAAAUGAUUUGAUUAAAAAUGAAUACAAUUCCAAA